ACGGGUUAGCAGUUAUGGCUGACUGCAAGUCGACCGCUGCGACGGCCGAUGAAACCAAGCCUGACGCGAGGACUUUGCAGGUGCUUCGGGACAUGGCUAAUCGCCUUCGCAUCCACUUCAUCAGGGUCACGUGUGCUUCGAGCUCCGGUCACCCCACAUCGUGCAGCAGUGCUGCUGAGAUCAUGGCGGUGCUGUUCUUCCACACCAUGAGGUAUAAGGAGGCGGACCCGGAGAACCCGGACAAUGACCGAUUCGUCCUCUCCAAGAGACUGUCAUUUGUUGAUGUGGCAACUGGAUGGCUUGGGCAAGGACUCGGGGCUGCGUGUGGGAUGGCGUAUACUGGCAAGUACUUCGACAAGGCCAGCUACCGGGUGUUCUGCCUUAUGGGAGAUGGAGAGUCCUCAGAAGGCUCCGUCUGGGAGGCGUUGGCCUUCGCUUCCUACUACAGUCUGGACAAUCUCGUGGCCAUCUUUGACGUGAACCGCCUGGGCUACGGUGGCGCCUUGCCCCUCGAGCACUGCAUAGAAGUCUAUCAGAAGCGCUGCGAAGCCUUUGGGUGGAAUACCUAUGUUGUGGAUGGCCGUGACGUGGAAGCACUCUGCGAAGUGUUCUGGCAGGCAGCUCAAGUGAAAAACAAGCCCACUGCUGUAAUUGCCAAGACCUUCAAGGGCCGGGGUAUUCCAAGUGUUGAGGAUGCAGAAAAUUGGCAUGGAAAGCCAAUGCCAAAAGAAAGAGCAGAUGCAAUUAUCAAACUAAUUGAGAGCCAGAUAGAGACCAACAGGAAUCUCGAACCAAAACCACCUAUAGAAGACUCGCCUCAAAUCACCAUCACAGAUAUAGAAAUGACCUCUCCACCUGCUUACAAAGGUGGUGACAAGAUAGCUACUCGGAAAGCAUGUGGUUUGGCUCUGGCUAAGCUGGGCCAUGCAAACGAUAGAGUCGUUGUGCUGGAUGGUGACACCAAGAACUCUACCUUCUCCGAUAUAUUCAAGAAGGAGCACCCUGAGCGGUUCAUUGAGUGUUUUAUUGCUGAGCAAAACAUGGUGAGCGUGGCACUGGGAUGUGCCACCCGUGGUCGGACCAUUGCUUUUGCUAGCACCUUCGCUGCCUUUUUGACCCGAGCAUUUGAUCAGAUCCGGAUGGGAGCCAUCUCUCAAAGCAACAUCAACCUUAUUGGGUCCCACUGCGGGGUAUCCGUAGGUGAAGAUGGCCCCUCCCAGAUGGCCCUGGAGGAUCUGGCCAUGUUCCGAGCUGUUCCCAACUGCACUGUUUUCUAUCCAAGUGACGCUGUCUCGACGGAGCAUGCUAUUUUCCUGGCGGCCAAUACCAAGGGGAUGUGCUACAUUCGGACCAGCCGACCGGAGACCGCAGUCAUUUACAGCCCGCAAGAAAGCUUUGAGAUUGGACAGGCCAAGGUCGUCCGCCACAGUGACAGCGACAAGGUCACCGUUAUUGGAGCUGGAGUUACUCUGCAUGAAGCCUUAGCAGCUGCCGACGAUCUUUGCAAGCAAGAUAUUUCUGUCCGCGUCAUCGACCUGUUUACUGUUAAACCCCUGGAUGUUGCCACCAUCAUCUCCAGUGCAAAAGCUACAGGGGGCCGGAUUAUCACAGUAGAGGAUCACUACCCAGAAGGUGGCAUCGGGGAGGCUGUGUGUGCUGCUGUCUCCAUGGAGCCUGACAUCCUGGUCCAUCAGCUGGCAGCACCAGGAGUGCCUCGGAGUGGGAAGCCAAGUGAGCUGCUGGAUAUGUUUGGAGUCAGUGCCAGACAUAUCAUAGUGGCUGUGAAAUCUAUUUUAAUGAACUAGAAUAGCUGUUGGCUUUGGUCUUAAAAGACUGGCCUCUUUGCCUUACAUUUAUGUUUGUUGCCAAAUCAUCAUUUAAAUCUAUACUGUUGUGCUUUGUUCUUAAAAGCAAGCAAGAUAAUUACCUCCCUGUUAAGCUAUAACUACAUGUACUAGUGUAACUCUCAUCUUUGAGUCAUUAAAGUGGGUUAUAAGGUUUUAAGUGACAGAAUAGCUAACAAAACAACCACCUAAUAUCAAGUUUUCUGAUGAGACUACAAGUAACUGAGGAACAACAUAGGGUAACCAUUUCUUAACUGGGUGUGUUUACCUCAUGAGUAAAGACGAUGUGAAUCUAAUUGUAGACUGCAGUCGGGUUGUGUGGCACUAGAGUGCCGUGCUGCCCACUGAGUCCCAGUCCGAGAGUCCCCGUGCUGCCCUCCUACCUGCAGCUUUCCUGGUACUGUGGGACUGCACUUGCCCUGCAGUUUCCUCCGCUGUUUGCCUUCAUCUCCCCUCUACAGUGCAGAGGCUGUGGAACGGCAGCAGAAGCUCUUAGGAUGUCCUGUGCCGCUUGCAGUGACUGUUCUGUGAAGAGAGGACACAGCUAGUCUCCACACUGCACACUCUUAUGAGGUCUCAGAAAUAUCUGAUUUGCCCAGUGACCAAACCAAACUGUUAGCUUGAUUAUAUUCAUCUACUAAGGAUACCAGUUAAUGUUAAUAAAGCAUUUAAAAA
Messenger RNA from Diceros bicornis minor, 2519 nucleotides. RefSeq names its product transketolase like 1 (gene TKTL1). Lineage: Eukaryota; Metazoa; Chordata; Mammalia; Perissodactyla; Rhinocerotidae. The transcript has 13 exons. The record is from RefSeq and is a predicted model, not a curated record. Gene Ontology annotation, molecular function: thiamine pyrophosphate binding; transketolase activity. The coding region runs from base 15 to 1805 and encodes 596 amino acids.